Diprion similis is the source of this 1530-nucleotide messenger RNA. RefSeq lists its product as uncharacterized. Bases 638 to 1111 code for a protein of 157 amino acids. NCBI's taxonomy places the organism in Eukaryota, Metazoa, Arthropoda, Insecta, Hymenoptera, Diprionidae. The transcript is spliced from 3 exons. The record is from RefSeq and is a predicted model, not a curated record.
AACUCGGAUAAACGACACACGCGAUGAAUCGUACGCAAGUAAAUACGGUUAGUAGAUUUUCUUACGCCGGCGCAGGUUUUCGCUGAGAAGGUCUACUAUUUUAAGCGCGUCAGUCACGAGGAUUGACUCCCUGAGGAACCACGCUUCGCUUGCUCGGCACUCGACGAGCUGCUUAAAUUCUCUUUAAGUAUUUCGAUACAGCCGCCCUCCAAGGAGUCGGUUAUAAGCCGUGGAAUACGGCUGAGAUUCGCAAUAAAUUUAUUACUAUUUGACUCGUGUUGGGCAUCUUGAGUGGUGAAAAAAUAACUAGUCUGAAGUUGUCUUCGAAUCGUGCAAAAUGGCGGAUGCUAGUAGCGAUCGAUAUAGCGUCGGGUCUUUCGCGUAGACGCAAAAGCCGGCAAUAAAACGUCUCGCCGGAAGUCGGCUGAAUAUUUCAUCGUGGAAUUAAACAGCAAAGGGGAAAUAAAAAUCCAGCUGACGAUGUUACAAGGAAUCAUUCCGAGGAAUUAAACAAUCGCGGCGAACGGAAGGACUGGAUUUUUGCUCCUAUAUCAUAGUCGCGAAGCGAAGCAUCGAGUGAGGUAGAGAGGCAACGGUAAUUCUCCUCUUGUUGACAACUCAACUUCACACGUAGCAGAUGGCACGAAAAAUUGGCUGCAUAGGAAAAUGUACGUUCGGCUUGUCACUCGAAGACCUCAGUCGGAUCACGCAAAACAUUGAACAAACGUUGAGAGAUCCGGUCGGCAGAAAGGUACUCAGGAAGUACCUGAUACAAGGUGGACGUCACGACGAUCCAAAAUGUCUUGACUUUUACGAGAGGUGUAACAGCAUCGUCUCCAAGGAGGAAUCCUUCGUAUCUCCGACGAACAGGCCAAGCGAAGAAUUUCUAAAUGAAUUUGACUCGGCGAUGUACGAGGCUGCGGAUCUUAACGAGAUUUCGGAAAUCACUUUAGCGUUGCUGGAGCGUUUUGGGGAGGCUCGGAACGGCGGACAGCGGGACGUUAUGCUGGAUGUUCUUAAGGAUGCGAUGACUUCCGCGUCCGAUCACCUCCGGAAAUCGCACACCGCGUUUUCGCGAUACGCACAACAGCCAUGUCCGAGAACCAAAUGACAUCCGAGGCCUUAUUUGCGGGCAAAAUAUUAAUCAUCGGUCAUGCGAAGUGGGUUCGGAUUGCAGGUUUUGCUGUUGCGAAACAGGGAUUUACCUCGUCGCGAAUAUAAGUGAUAAGUCCUCGCAGAUAAUCAAGCAGAAACAAAUGAUACUCGGACUCCUGUCGGUGUCCUACGAUCAAUUAUCGAGGAAAGUAUCUUUUUAUCAGACUGCACAAUUGUCGAAUGCGUAAUGCGUUCUGAAUACAUUUUCAGAAAACCCGUCCAGUAUUUAAUUUCUGAAAUACUAAACUGCUGAUAAACAUGUUUUCUACAUUAAUUGUUUAUACUCCUCGUGCAUUUAAUUUGUGAACCCAUAAAUCUACGAUUCUCAAUGGACUGUGAAUAUUUCUGAGUACCCGUGCCUUUGGUGGGAAGAUA